GCUGCGUUUCUAAAACGAAAUGGCCUCCUCCAUUUCAUUUGAUCCAGCUACAGAACACAACGUGUUCGCCCACACGGAGUCGCUCAUAGAACCCGGGGGCAAAGACAGGAUUAGGACAUUUAACCAGCAGGUAACAAGCGGGCUGGUCAAUGCGAUCGAUAGGUGCCUGCCAGAAGAUCUUGACUUGUCCGCCUUGUGUGAGUCUGAAAAGCCUGUGCCGUUUGUCGAUCUUACCGACAGCGACUCGGACUUUUACGAGCCGAUCUCUCCACCAGAGGUUGGCGCGUCACAUGCUUCGGGCUGCGUGCACGUGCAGUAUCAUUGGCAAACACAAAAUAUUGACCCCACACAAUAUCUUCAAUGAUUAUUGGAUGUCAACAGUUUCAA
Ostrinia furnacalis (Asian corn borer) is the source of this 387-nucleotide messenger RNA. RefSeq lists its product as uncharacterized. The coding region runs from base 20 to 364 and encodes 114 amino acids. The transcript has 2 exons. The record is from RefSeq and is a predicted model, not a curated record. Lineage: Eukaryota; Metazoa; Arthropoda; Insecta; Lepidoptera; Crambidae.